UUAUGACACUUAUAGUGUCAUUUUGCCUUUCAUUUUUAAAGUAGUGGAUCUCUGAUUUAAAAUUUAUUUUUAAAUGAAUGGGACGUUGGAAACUCUUAGGAUGACGAUCCAUUGUUUAAUAUGUACAUAUCGCGGUGUGCUUUCAUGACAUGUCAUAACGGUUGCUAAUCCAAAUAGGCCAAGAGCACCUAUAAAGAGAAUCGAUUCCAAAUUUCCCUCUUAAAUUAUUAUUUAUCGUUUAAAUUCGGACAUUAACAGCGUUCCCACUUGCGACUCCCACGCUCUCCACCCACACGCGCCGGUCUCCAAAUUAGGCGGGAAGACGGAAGAGCUCGAACCCUAGAAUUCUAUUUCAUCCUCAAUUUCAACUGCAAUUUGAUCUCUCUCCGAAAAUGGGCAUCAAGGGGCUGACGAAGCUACUGGCGGACAAUGCCCCGAAGGCGAUGAGGGAGCAAAAGCUGGAGAGCUACUCUGGCCGGAGGAUGGCCAUCGAUGCCAGCAUGAGCAUCUAUCAGUUCCUCGUUGUGGUUGGGAGGAAGGGGACUCAGAUGCUCACCAAUGAGGCUGGUCAAGUCACCAGUCAUCUGCAAGGCAUGCUUUACCGGACGAUUAGGCUGUUGGAAGCGGGGAUACAGCCAGUCUACGUGUUUGAUGGUAAACCUCCUGAUUUGAAGAAGCAAGAGCUUGCAAAACGUUUUUUGAAGGGGGCAGAUGCCUCUGAGGAGUUGGCAUUAGCCAUUGCGUCUCAGAACAAGCAAGACAUAGAGAAAUUCAGUAAAAGAACUGUGAAGGUGACACAACAGCACAAUGAAGAUUGCAAAAGACUACUAAGACUUAUGGGUGUCCCACUAGUUGAGGUUACUAUUCUGUCUGAAAAGUUUGCUGCACUUUGCAAAGCUGGAAAGGUUUAUGCAGUUGCUUCUGAAGAUAUGGAUUCCCUUACUUUUGGAGCUCCUAGAUUUCUUCGCCAUUUUAUGGAUCCCAGCUCAAGAAAAGUUCCAGUCAUGGAAUUUGAAAUUUCCAGGAUCUUGGAAGAGAUGAAUCUGGAUAUGGAUCAAUUCUCUUAUCUUGUCCCCCGACUUGUAAGCAAAAUAAGGCAGCAAAGUUUCUCACUGUAA
Molecule: messenger RNA, 1118 nt
Organism: Syzygium oleosum
Lineage: Eukaryota; Viridiplantae; Streptophyta; Magnoliopsida; Myrtales; Myrtaceae
Product: flap endonuclease 1-like
Exons: 11
Coding region: 393-1118 (241 amino acids)
Molecular function (GO): 5'-flap endonuclease activity; 5'-3' exonuclease activity
Source: RefSeq, a predicted model, not a curated record